GCAAAGUCCCUUUGCCGUUGCGGCGCCAACCAAAUCCUGAAUAGUGAGACGUUGAAGGGUCGUGGUCGUGCCUCAUCUGCCACCCGCGCGGGUGCCACAGCGGGGCGGGAAGAGGCGGCCCACUCCCGAGACGGCUGGGACGGCGGACUGUUGAGACGAGCAAGUGACCGAGUCGCGCGGUUGCUAAAGCCGGUGGAAUUGAGGCGACAAUCGAUCCACCCUUGCACAAAGGUCGGCUUCUGA
Messenger RNA from Protopolystoma xenopodis, 243 nucleotides. The record is from the annotation of a GenBank genome assembly. Lineage: Eukaryota; Metazoa; Platyhelminthes; Monogenea; Polystomatidea; Polystomatidae.